Molecule: messenger RNA, 1635 nt
Organism: Seminavis robusta
Lineage: Eukaryota; Bacillariophyta; Bacillariophyceae; Naviculales; Naviculaceae
Source: the annotation of a GenBank genome assembly
AUGAUGGACGCCAUUGAAGCCGGACGCGAAUUGCGUCGCCGAGUAGCAUCCUUCCGUCCCGGUCCUCGGUUGCGGUCACGGAUUCGCUUCAAUUUGCCCAUGGAACGCAACGAGUUGAUCCAACUCCUGGAUUCCAAUCGAUCUAAUGCCGCCGCCGCCAUGAUUCGCAUCCAAACCACACCCACGUUGGACGCCGACCAAAUGGUGGAUCUCUUCCAGUUGGUGGCGACCAAACUGCCCCGUCUGGUCAAUGUGGAAAUCACUUGUUCUUAUCGACCGCAGCCCAUUACCGUGCGAGCGUUAGAGCACUUGCUGCAAAGUCUCAAGGAUCGAUUGGAGACACUCCGGUUGGGUGCUUAUCUGACGGGAACACGAGCCGAAUACGAUGCCAUGUUGGCACAAGUAUCUCAACUUUCUUCUUUGAAGACACUGGCACUGUCGGCUUUUGGAGCCAACGUGACGGAUAUGCCACCACAAGAGUCACGAGAAAUGACACGUUGGGUAGUCGAUUCGUUCUUGCGAUCCGUCAAAGGCGUGGAGACACUCGAGAAUGUUCGAUUCUGUAUGAGCCAACCUUCCAUGGUACCCAAUUCGGCAUUGGAACAACUCUGUCGAAAGACGACAACAGAUGACGAUAACAACAACAACAAUAGCAGCAGACGACGACAAUUGGAUUUAUCCAUGUACGGAGUGGCCGUGUCACUCGAUUUGAUUCGAGUCAUUUGUGGACCCCAAUCGGCCGUCUGUGCUCUUCGAUUGAGUGAUGUCCGCAAUACCAUUAAUGAAAUGGCACCGGGCAUUGCCGAAGGAUUUCGUCACAAUCAAUCCUUGCGAGAAUUGUCGCUCCGCGGUGCCGAUGUGUCCAAUCAAUCCUGGACGACCCUGUUGCAUGCACUGGCCGAAUCGACAUCGGGUUGUUUGCGCACGUUGCGUUUGGAUGCCAAUGAAAUUACGCCGCCCAUGUAUGCCGCACUCGACAAACUCGCCACGAAUUGCUUGAAACGAUUGGAUAUUUCCAUUUUGCCGCGAUUACGGGCCAAUCCAACCAAUAAUAUGGGACAGAUAUUAGGGCAACUCUGUCAACACUUGUUGAGUCAGUUGGGAAAUACAACCAAUAAUCAGCAGCAAAAGCCCCGAAUGCUGUCACAUCUCAAAGUGCACUUGCACGGAUACAUUUCCUUGGUACACGGCGGUGGUCAGAAUGAUGCCCCCACGGACGAAAUGCGACUAGGCUUUCGCACGCAAAUGAAUGAGUGUUUGGAAGAAACGUUGGAAACCAAUUGUCAUCUCAAGGAAGUUCGUGUUGUGGUGUCGGGCAAAUGCCUCCCGCUCAGUGACAAGGCAUCGUUCAUGCUGGCGUUUAAUGCCGCCGGCCGCAAGGAUUUGGUGGCUCAACCGGACGAUCGACAGCGAUGGGUCGACAUGAUUGUCGAUGAAAGCUACAAUACGUCGCUCGUACAUUAUUUGCUCUCGUUGCAUCCCGAACGAUUGCUACCGUGCAUUCCCAAUUGCGAAUUGUCGGAACGACGACGAAAGCGACUUCGAGACUUUCUCGUCGAUCAAGAUGAUUACGGAUUCCUGCGACGACGAUCGAAACGACUCAAGCGGAUGCAGGACGAUGCCGAGAAUUGGUAG